AUGUCUGCUGUAUACCCAAAGCCAGAGGCUGAGAGUCCUGCGGCAAAAGAUGUAGAAGAAAAACUACAGAAGGCUGAAGCUGACAUCAGGAUCGGAAACCACGUUAGUGGAUUUUGGUUGGCACAAGAAGCUAUAGCACUUGCUGAAAGCUGCAUUGAGUGGGAUGCUGGCGAUGUUGUUUCGACACAGCAAUUGGUUGUCGUAAUGCUAAGAAGGUACAACCUGUUCAAGGAGGCUGAACAGAUAGAGGCAGAAAUUGAGUUAAACCUCGAAGACCUCAGCGAUGAAGAGACGAGAAAAACGAUACAGGAUGAAAUCAACGUACACAAGAGGCAAACACCAAACGGCCUGGAGGCGCUUGAUCAAUCGAUUCGUUCAGGUCACUCGCAACGACACUCACUCCCACAACCAUCGUUAAAUACUGGAGAACCUAGCCAUACGCCAAGUACAAAGAAAACCAUUACUGGCGUCGAGCAUGGUUUGGUAUCACAAACGUGCCCCCACCAGCCGGUUCGAAGCAUGGAUAACACGGCAGAGUUCAGCCUGGAGGAUCAUUCGAACAAGAAGCUUCAUGCGCUGAACCCAAAUGGCCGAUCUGGCACUCGUUAA
Messenger RNA from Alternaria burnsii, 609 nucleotides. RefSeq lists its product as uncharacterized. The record is from RefSeq and is a predicted model, not a curated record. The coding region runs from base 1 to 609 and encodes 202 amino acids. NCBI's taxonomy places the organism in Eukaryota, Fungi, Ascomycota, Dothideomycetes, Pleosporales, Pleosporaceae. The transcript has a single exon.